AUGUCGGAGAAGCUGUCUAAGUUACUGAAACUAAAGUCAGGGGGUGCAUAUGUUCCCCCAGCAAAGCUUCGAGAAUUAAUGGCUCAAGUUGAACUCGAAGAAAACUCGAAAGAAUUUCAAAUACUGCAAUGGGAGGCCCUAAAGAAAAAUAUCAACAGCUCAGUCAACAAAGUCAACAAAAAGAACUUGAAGACUAUAGUUGUAGAGUUGUUUAAGAAUAAUUUACUACAGGGAAGGGGGUUAUUAUGUCAGUGCAUAAUGAAAUCCCAACAAUUAUCAACAUCGUACACUGAUGUUUAUGCAUCGUUGGUUUCCAUUAUAAACUCCAAAAUCCCCGAAGUUGGUGACUUGCUAGUGAGGCGAUUAAUAGUGAAAUUUAAAAGAUUGAUAAGGAGAAAUGAAGCAGAACAAUGUCGGUCAGUUGUUGUUUUUCUCUCAGAAUUAUUCAAUUUCCAUGUAAUCAAUUCGGAAUUGGUACAACAAAUUAUUGACAAAUUAUUUGAAAAUAUUAGUGAUUUUAGAAUUGAGAUGAUUAUUGAGAUAAUGAGACAUUGUGGUAUUACCUUGCAUGAUGAAAAUGGUAAAUGGUUUGACCAGAAAGCCAACCUAUUAAGAAACGUAUUAAACGAAAAUAUAGUUAAUCCGAAAUCACAGUAUCUCAUCCAAGAGUUUUUUGAUAAUUUUAAAGGUCUUGUUACUAAUUAUAACGGGAUUGAUGAAAGUCUAGAUUUGGUUGAAGAAGAAGAUCAGAUCACUCAUAAUUUUACCUUAAGUGAAAACGUCCUGGGUGAUGACCACUUAGAUGUUUUCAAAUUUGAUCCUAAUUACGAGGACAAUAGGGAAAAAUACAAUAUUAUCAGAAAAGGGAUCUUGGGGAGCGAUGUAGAAACAGAUUCAGAUCAGGAAGUAGAUAAUGAAAGUUCUGAUUAUUCUAGUGAUUAUGACAAUGAAGAGGAAGAGAAACAAGAUGUUGAUGAUGACGAUAAUCGCCAAUAUACAGAUGACAAAGAAAGAAAUAAAUUGACAGUACAGAUCAAAGACCUGACGGAACAAGAAUUAACUACUUUCCAGAAGAAUGUUUAUCUUACUAUCAUGUCCAGUAUGAGCCCCGAGGAGGCAACCCAUAAGCUCUUAAAGUUGCCUGCAGUUGAUCCAAAGAGGAAAGAGUACAUGCUGGUUGACAUGGUGAUCAAAUGUUGUGCGCAAGAAAAGAUAUAUUCAAAAUACUACGGAUUGAUAGGAGAAAAUCUUGCAGUGAUCAACAAAUCAUGGGCAGAAGUUUUCCAGGCUUUAUUUAAAGAAAACUAUCAAAAUUGUCAUAGAUAUGAGACUGCGUUGUUAAGAAACAUAGGCGCAUUUUGGGGGCAUAUGUUUGCAAGUGACAAAAUUGGGUGGGAAUGUCUUUCUGUUAUCAAACUUACCGAAGAAGACACAACAUCUUCUGGUCGUAUAUUUAUCAAGUUUAUUUUUCAAAGGAUGGUUGAUGAAUUGGGUGAUAAGAAGUUGAAUGAACGCAUUAGUGAAGACUAUAUUCAACCAUUUAUCAGAGGUUUGUUUCCUGUUGAUAAUCCUGAUCAUUUAAGGUUUUCCAUUAAUUACUUUACUGCUAUAGGAAUGGGUAAAUUGACCGAUAAAAUGAGAUCCAAUCUAAAUAUUCUAACUGAAAAGGAUAAACUUAUUACUAGCCUAGUUAAUAAUGGAUCUGAUAGUGAUGAAUCUGACGUGAGUAGUCCUCAUCGAGGAAGAUCGAGGUCUAGGUCCCCCCAUAUUGGCAGAUCUCAAAGUUACUCAAGAUCAAGAUCCACAUCACGCGAGAGAUACAACAGAGGUACACUUGUAAGUGCAGAAGAUCGCAUAGGAAUGUCAUCCUUUGAGAGAGAAAGAAGCUAUUCUAGGUCGAGAACUGCUUCCCCUGCAAGACAAAAUCAUAAAAACGACAGAACUGAUAAUAUUCCUAAGGGGCCGAGAAUUAAUCACAAUGAUAAUGGUCGUGGUAAGGGGCAUGGUAGGGGGCGUAGUGGGUGGCGUGGUAGGGGUAGGGGUAGGGGAGGAUAUUCCGCUAAUCGGAGCAGAUAUAGAACGCAAGAAAACUGGAAUUAUGCAGGGAGAAAUGGAAGCAACCAAUUCAGAGAUGAUUUGAGUUACAAUAAGCGACACAAUGAUCACCAGUAUGAUCAUCCUGCAGCAAAUAGAGACUAUUACAACAGACAAAGAGAAAAUAGGUAA
Molecule: messenger RNA, 2226 nt
Organism: Pichia kudriavzevii
Lineage: Eukaryota; Fungi; Ascomycota; Pichiomycetes; Pichiales; Pichiaceae
Exons: 1
Coding region: 1-2226 (741 amino acids)
Biological process (GO): mRNA splicing, via spliceosome
Cellular component (GO): catalytic step 2 spliceosome
Molecular function (GO): RNA binding; protein binding
Source: RefSeq, a predicted model, not a curated record